Messenger RNA from Eruca vesicaria subsp. sativa (arugula), 3038 nucleotides. The record is from the annotation of a GenBank genome assembly. NCBI's taxonomy places the organism in Eukaryota, Viridiplantae, Streptophyta, Magnoliopsida, Brassicales, Brassicaceae.
GUUAGGCCAACAACAUAUGGCAACGAGAAACGAAAAAGUGUUCUGAUGAGUUGUUUAACAUAGUGUGACUCAGCUUUUAAGCCAUAAACUUUGAAUUCUGAACCCAACUGUCUUAAAAGCAUGAAAAAUGUCCUAAGGAAUAUGGUAAAGAACUUAGUUUCAUCAUUACUUUUAUAAAAUUAAUUAAAAAAAGCUUUGUAUUCCUUUAUUCCUUUUGCUUUUCCCCUCGGUAUCAUUCUUUUGCUUUUCUCAAUAAUUUCCCCAUUAUUAUUUACACACCUUAACACACACACACACACACAGACAUACACACAAGCCUCUCUUUAUUUCAUUCUCUGCGACUUAUUAUCAUGGAGUUUGAUUACGAGAAGCUUGUUUCCGCCACAGAUGGAUUCUCACCUUCACGUCUCAUCGGUAAAGGAAGCCAUGGCUACGUCUACAAAGCCCUUCUCCACGAAGAAGAUAACAAACCUCACAAACUCGUAGCAAUCAAAACACCAUCCUUAUCGUCACAAUCACAACCCUCUCUAGCCACAACAAAAACAGAACAAAUGAAGAAGCUAGAAGACGAGAUCAACGUCAUGUCAUCUCUCCCUUAUAACCCACACGUGUUAACAUUCCUCGGCCACGCAGAGAAAAAACUAAUGGUCAUCGAGUUCAUGCCAAACGGAUCAUUACACCAGUUACUCCACGUGUCAUCAUCCUCCUCUCCUCCCACGUGGCUUAAACGAAUCGAGAUCGCGGUUAAGAUCGCACGUGCGGUUAACUUCCUUCACGAGCAAGGUAUCCUCCACCGUGACAUCAAAUCCGAUAACAUUUUAUUCGACUCGAACUGGGAGCCGAAGCUCGCCGACUUCGGACUCGCCGUGGAUUUAGUUGAUAAGAAAGUGCCGGCGCCGGCGGGAACGAUAGGAUACUUGGAUCCGUGUUACACAUCUCCGGAGAAUCUCAGCGUUAAGACUGACGUUUACAGCUACGGCGUCGUUUUGUUGGAGAUCGUUAGCUGUAGAAAAGCGAUCGAUGUCUCUCGAUCUCCGUCUUCGAUUGUGGAUUGGGCGGUUCCGUUGAUCGAAGAAGGUAAGAUCGGAGAAAUCUUCAGCGGCGGCGGAGGUGGAGGAGGAUCGGGAGUUUUCAUGGAGACGAAUCUUAGAUUGUUGAGGAUGGCUGCGCGUUGCGUUUCGUCCGACGUGGAGUCGCGUCCGUGUUCGGGGGAGAUAACGGCGGAGAUGGUGGCGUGUUUGACUGAACCUGUGAGGAGUUUGCCGUUAUGGAUCAGCUUCUUUCGCGGGGUUGUUAAGCUGAAACGAAGGAGAAAACGGUUGAGAGAGAGGCUUACGUGGCCGGGUCAAACUUGUCGCGUUAGGUGAGCUGUUAAAGAUAACGCGGGUCAAGUAUAUCGGGCCGGGUUUGGGCCUAAGACAGAAACAACCAUCCAAACAGAAAGGAGAUUAAUGGUGGAAGCAGAAAAUAUAACAAAGCAUUUUAUUUGGCCUUUUGUGUUUUAACUUUUAACUAUCCCGCAAAAUAGCGGAAGAGUAAAACAUAUUUUACUCGCAUAUUACAGUAUAUGUUAUCUACAAUAUACCAACUUCUUUUUUGCAGUUUUGAUUUAACUUUCAUAACUGAGUAAAAAUCCUGUGUAAUAGAAUAAGCUUUAAUCUUUUGGUUACAAGAUCAGUUGAUUGAUAUUGAACUCUGUUAAUAUACAAACCCUAUUGGUUAUAAGUUUGGUAAAACAAACAUUUUCUGGUGUAUAAUAUACGAACAUCUAGUAUCUAGAAAAUGAUUUGGCUUAUCUUACCAUCUUUAUGCUCAAGAGUCUCAACAAGGUAGAGUCUUGAUUAAUGAUUAUCAGUGACGACAACAAAACUAACCUCCGAACUUGAGAAACUACAGUUGCUAAGUGGAGAUUGCCAUCGUCUAAAGCCUGAAGCUCUUCUCAGCUACCAAACCAAUCUCAGAACUUCAACACCUGAAAAACCACCAACGGAAUAUACCAGAGGUUGACUCCCUAAUCCACAUUAUAUGUUCUAAGUAGUUCCCUGUACACGACACAGAAGAUAAAGAGUAUAAGCACAAGAGAAGUUUCUUACAUCAGGCUUUUGCAUAAUCUCAUCACAACCGCCUUGUAUCUUCCACACGCACGACCCGUUGCCAUCGCUCUAAGCGGUUCAACUUUAAUACAAAAGUCUGUCGCAAGACACAAGUCACUCAACCCUAGAAAAUAAAUUUCUAUAUACUGCUACUACUUCAAGACUCUGUCAAGAACCAAAGACUAAACAUAAAAUACAUAAUCCCUCUCUACUGUUAUGUUCUGAAAGAUAAUUCUUGCUGUUCAUCGUGAAACAUGUGAUGAGAUAAGUCUUUGGCGCUCAAUCUAUUUCUUAUUUAAGAAGGGUCUAGAGACUGAGAGACAUCAUACAUUGAGAAAAAUAAGCAUCAAAACAUGGAUUGCUACAGAAGAGGCUAUAUGCACAUGUAUGCGUAUGUGUUUAUCUUCACCAUAUCUAGCGAUUAGGAAAAAGUGUAAAAUAUAACCACUGAAAUAUGGGGAUCGAAACCCAGGGACAUUUUUCAGAGAACAAACCAGAAGCAUCAUCCCCACAAACCCAUAAACACCACUUUUGUUCAAAACCAAAUAUUACAAAUCUACGACAUAUCCAGCAAAGCCUUAAAAAAAUAGCACACAUAUUUGAGACAGUAAAACAAGCUUAGUCGUGUCAGGCAGCUGCAAGCACAUGCUUAGGAAUAGUAAAUCAAGCUAAAGGCUGUUGUUUUGAACAUAUUGACAUAAGACUAGAUGGCUGUCUCAAGCCUAGCCAGGAAUCACAUAAGCUCACAUCCAGGCAACUCAAAACGCUUGCCCAAGUUGCCAAAACAUAACUUAACAAUGCAAAGGUCAAAAUAUUUACCCUCUUUCUUUCAGUAUUCUAGCAUCUCGAAUAUGUACGUGCAUAAAACUGGAAAACAAAUGGCUAUAAGAAAUCAAAUGGUAAGAAAUACUUCUUCAAGUGCUCACCAUAAUUAUGCAGUAAAAU